Glarea lozoyensis ATCC 20868 is the source of this 651-nucleotide messenger RNA. RefSeq lists its product as uncharacterized. The transcript is spliced from 2 exons. The record is from RefSeq and is a predicted model, not a curated record. Bases 1 to 651 code for a protein of 216 amino acids. NCBI's taxonomy places the organism in Eukaryota, Fungi, Ascomycota, Leotiomycetes, Helotiales, Helotiaceae.
AUGAACCCCUUCAAGAAACCCUCUCCAAGUCCACUUGGUCCAUUGAUCACUCCCGAAACCACCAAAGAAACAGUGACCUUAAUCGCCGGCACAGGCAAGAACCUCAAAAAAUUCCCAAUGCUGAAAGUCUACGCCACCUUCCACUCAGCACCUAUGCGUAUCUGGUUCGCAAAACACGACGAACUGGUAUUUCCAGACUGGGAAGUAGACACCGUCAAACUCCUCGCCAUUUUCCUCACGACGGCUCAAGUAAACCCUCCGACUAAAAAGCACAUGCCAAAGGACAAAGUCGGCUUCGAGAUGAUGCGGCGUCUGAAAUUGGUCACCCUUGCAAAUCAGAUGGAGAUCAAACUAUUAAGGAAGCAAUGCUUUGAUUGGUUCGACGCGGCGAUUGAUCUUUACAACUAUCUCCCUGUGGAGAUCUUCGGAUGGAUCUAUGAUCAUUACAAGAAGGGCGGUCCGUCUCGUCAGUACUUCAUCGACAAAGCUGUUGUCUUUCUCCCGGCUUCUGUUUACAUGGAGGAACCACCACCACCUAUUCCCAAAGAGAUGUUGUUCGAGAUGAUGCGUGCGGUCAAAUCGAAGGUUGACCCGAAGGCUUUGAAUGCGGUUAUGCCGAAUAUGGAUCGGUAUUAUAAUUAUAAUUACUAG